This is a messenger RNA of Paecilomyces variotii, 1150 nucleotides long. RefSeq lists its product as hypothetical. Bases 131 to 928 code for a protein of 265 amino acids. The transcript is spliced from 3 exons. The record is from RefSeq and is a predicted model, not a curated record. Lineage: Eukaryota; Fungi; Ascomycota; Eurotiomycetes; Eurotiales; Thermoascaceae.
AAAAAAAGAAAGACCUUCAGUUCUUGCUAGGACGGAUGAUCGCGAAACAGUACGCAAAAGAGUUCUCGAGAGCCUCACUAGCCUAUACAAAACGCUUGAAGAAGAUGAUGAUGGCUAUGGCUACUUCCUGAUGGAAAAUCUGAUCGAGUUCCCUAUUGAAUGCGCAGACUUCAUGCUCGAAGAAAUUGAUGAUCUCUCAAAGCAUUCAACAACAUGCUUUUUCCAGCCAUGCUCCUCUCUGUUAUUUGAAGAAUACCCCAUUAGCCCGGAUUUCACUGAAGUUAUGGAAACAAUACAAGCCCACGAGAAUGCUUGGCUAUCUUCGGAGAGAUUGACGGAUGAUCUAUUUAACGGCGCAGGGUUUCUCAGCACCUGGUUGACAUCAAAUUUCAGUUACAGUUGGCGAGCAAAGGGCCAAGGAAAGGCUAGCCUCCAGUUUGCUGUUACAAAGUGGAAUCCAACUGGAUUCGGAGAUCUGAUCGAUGAAGAAUUCGAGUAUACUACUUUUUACCCGAGUAGGCGGGAACCACGGCACGCAUGGUAUGACCGAGAGGGAGCUCCACACGUGAUGUUCACCAUUGCACAUCGCUUUGAAGGCAAAGACGAAUGCUUGCUGCGCGGAGAAUUGCUCGCAAUUAUCGCAGUAAUGAUCACGAGGCGUCGAUGUGAUGACUUUGCCGAACACAGUAUCAUCCCGGUGAUGAUAUUUUCUUUCAUGGGGAGGAAGGGCAGGAUUCUGCAGGCUCAUACAAGUGACAGAAUGCUGAUCAUACGGAAGAGCAAGCUCUACGAUUUCUCGACAUUGCAGGAAUUUAGGGAAAACACGAGCCUUUUCUUACGCUACAUGACAAGUCAGGUGGUUGGCGAUACCCAGCAAACAGCUACAGGGCCAGUAAUCACAGAAAGCCAGCUCCAGGCAGACAAAUGAUGAAGUUUCCAAUUCCUAUAGAAAUCACAGAACGGUUAACAAAGUUUUUACCAUAUCUAGAAUUGGAGGCUAUUUCAGGUGUGCCUUGGAUGGAGAACAAACGAGUAAAAAACACAGUAGUGAAGAGACAAGCAAAAACAAUAACGUUCAAAAGGUCACUAAUGUUACAGGCAGACGUGUACCGAAUUGAGUUUUCAUAUGUUUCUUAGAUUCUAAUAUGGU